Molecule: messenger RNA, 3004 nt
Organism: Hippocampus zosterae (dwarf seahorse)
Lineage: Eukaryota; Metazoa; Chordata; Actinopteri; Syngnathiformes; Syngnathidae
Product: carbohydrate sulfotransferase 11-like
Exons: 4
Coding region: 455-1471 (338 amino acids)
Biological process (GO): proteoglycan biosynthetic process; carbohydrate biosynthetic process
Cellular component (GO): membrane
Molecular function (GO): sulfotransferase activity
Source: RefSeq, a predicted model, not a curated record
CGCAAGAUUUGCUGUGACGUCACCUCCCACAGCCCCUCCAUCUUUGACGAAGAAGUAGUUCUUAAAACUUGAACAAACUGGACUCCAACGUCUAAUUCGGCGUUUCGACCCGUAUUCGCGAACAAGAGUCGUGCUUUUUAACCGUUCGGUUCCGUAAAAGCAAUUACAGAUAUAUUCUGAAAAAGCGAUUUAGCUUGACGUCUUUCGCAUAGACGGCGUCAGUGAGUGAGUCACUCAUGUCCCACACUUGGAGACUUAACAGUUAAAAAGCGCAGUCCACACUUGUCUCAGAUGGCCGCUCACUGCCGUUCUAAUGCACCAUUUCAUCCCCCGAAAGGCUGACGGUUCCUCGGCCAGUUGCGCCUUCUUUUUAUGAGCCGGGUCGAGGCAAGAGGACAGCGGCGAGGGGUCGCGACGAGGAAGCCGCCAGCAGCUGAGCCGGCCGGGCGUCAGAAUGAGGAUGCCCCGAGGAGGACGCCUGUUUCUGGCGACGUGCCUGGGAUCUCUCGUGGUCCUGGUACUUUACUUCCAGAAUAUCGGCAAGCCCGAACUCAGUGUUGCGAGCAGCAACAGACCAGAGAAAAGCAGGAGAAGUCCAUUGCAGACCCUCUACAGUGGAGACCAGCAGCUGCAGUUGUUGGCUGAUCAGAAGUCGCUUCAAGGUCGCAGGGAGCUGCUGGAGCAGGCUUGUCUGAGUCAUACAAAGAAGCGGCGGGUCCUUUCUCCGGAAGAUCUCAAACACCUCAUUGUGGACGACAAACACAGCCUCAUUUACUGCUAUGUACCCAAGGUGGCUUGCACCAACUGGAAGCGCAUCCUCAUGGUCCUCAACGGCGACGGCCGCUACAGCGAACCCCUCGCCAUCCCCGCCAACGAGGCCCACGUCGCGGGCAACCUGCGCACGCUGUCAGAGUUCUCGGUCCCCGAGAUCAACCGCCGCCUGCGCAGCUACCUCAAGUUCAUCUUCGUGAGGGAGCCUUUCGAGCGCCUGGUUUCGGCUUACCGCAAUAAAUUCACGCGCAGCUACAACACAGCUUUCCACAAGCGCUACGGGACGAAGAUCAUCCGGCGGCACCGCGCCGAUCCGGAUCCCGAGGCCCUGGAGAAAGGGAACGACGUGUCUUUCCAGGAGUUUGUCCAGUAUUUAGUAGACCCUCGGACCCAACGAGAGGAGCCUUUCAAUGAGCACUGGGAGAGGGUGCACUCGCUCUGCCAACCGUGUCUGAUCCACUACGACGUGGUGGGCAAGUACGAGACGCUGGAGCCGGACGCCCGCGCUGUGCUCUCGUUGGCGGGGGUGGAGGACAUAGUUCAGUUCCCAACGCCCGGGAAAAGCACCAGGACUGAUGGCGACAUGGCGGCUCGCUUCUUCAAGCACAUUAGUCCUUUUUAUCACAAGAGACUGUUCAAUCUCUAUCGUAUGGACUUCUUGCUCUUCAAUUACUCAACUCCUGAGUAUCUGAGAACUUGAUGAGAGAGGGGCUUUGAUCUUUGUGAGCUCGACUCUGCUGUUUUCGUGAUGGUCAAUUUGCACUUUUUCAUCACUGUGGACUUAGAAGCUUUCUCUUCGUUGCUGUAUGAUGAGCCUCAUAUGCAGAAAAUUAUUUAAUUUUAUGGUGUCGAUUUACUUGUACUAGGGCUGGGCGACACAGCCUAAAAGUAAAAUCCCCUUAUAACGCCCCCCCCCCCCAAAAAAAAAAUCCGACUGGUGAUAGGAAUCGAUAUCCACCCCACCCCCUUCAAUAAAAGAAAAUGGUAUAAUGGUCUUUUAACCCUUUCAGGGACAGCGGUUACUACAGUGGACAGCUUCAGUUUAUCAGGUUAUUACCUUUUUGUUACAUGUUACAAAAUUAUCUCUGAGGGGGCAUCAAAUGAGAGAGAUCGAUUUCUAGCCGAUAGUAUUCAACCGUGGGAAGUUUAAUUUCAUGCUGCUGCACUGUUUGGUAGACUUCUGGACAGUCUUACUGUGAAGUCCCACCAGCAGAAGUCGGGUAAAAAAACAAAAAACAAACAAAAAAAAAACAUGUGAUGACUUGAUGGGAAUAAACCCCAGGUGAAGUCCAUCUAUCCAUCCAUAUUCUCACACCUAGGGACAAUUUAGAUUGUUGCCAUGCAUAUUUUUGGAAUGUGGGAGGAAACUGCAUUACCCGGAGAAAAUCCAUGCAGGCCCGUGGACAACAUCUAAACUCCAGGGAGGCCGGAGCUGGAAUUGAACGUACAACCUCUGCUCUGUGAGGUCAAUGUGCUAACCACUUGUACCAACGGGCUGCCCCCCAGGUGACGUUUUUAAAGCAAUUGGAUAAGCUAUAGUACAAAACGGAUACAAAGUUAAUUGUUACAGCCGCUAACCAUCAUUAAAGUGGAUCGGUGUGUGGAUGAAUGAAUGUUUUGCAAUGUAUAAAUGGGCACUUGUCUUUGAUGAUUUCAAGUACAAUGGGCUCCAUGAUUGACUUCUGGCCAGGCUCCUUGUGAAAUCAUUUUGCUCAUGUUGUGUGUCUUAGUGGGGGUUCUUACUGUCUUUAGUUUCGACAGCCUUUGAAUAUAGCACUGCUCUCUGUGAGAAUUUAAACAAAUAUAUAUAUAUUUUUGGGGGGGUUGGGGAGGAAAUAAAUAAAUGAUACUAGCCCAAAAGGAAGGACAUCGAUUAAAUCAAUUAAUCGCCCAGCCCUACUUUUUCCAUGGCCCCGUAGUAUUGCUUUCGAACAUCCCAGUCAGCAAAAUUGGUCUGGCCCAGCUCUGGGGCAGACACGGCACGUACACUUGGCCCACAUCCCUCAAUGAAUGACGGUCCUGCAGUGGCCCACGUCUGGCAUCCAUGAUGUGGGUCGCAUUCGGCCCAGAUCUGAGCCGCAUUGUAAAACAAUUUGUGGCCCUACUCCGGCCCGACGCUGGGCCAGAACAGGUUCCUGAUAUCAGCCUGAAUUCAACCUCAACUAAGCCACAUCUUUCAUGACCCAUAUUUGACCCACAUUAAAAAAAGUCUCAAAAACGACUGUUAUAAAAA